AUGUCCAACUCUGACCGUCAAUCUCCAGCUCGGGACCCUUCUCAAGCUCCUGCGUCCGGUGACACCAGGCCCAGGAGGCAUGUGGAAGAGCAGGGUGUAUUGAUCCGACCGCAUCCCUUGAUUAGCGACCUGCAACAACACCAAUCCACCUCGAAUUUAUCUACCCCUCCUUCAUUACUGCAGGGCAGUGAAAGGAAUAACAGACGGAGGGACACCGCAGUGGAUCCAUUCCUAUCCAUCAGCAAAACAAGAUCGAAAAACCUGGACCGUCAAAGACAUUCGCACAACAGCUAUAACCUCUGCCCGCCGCACUAUACCCCAUCCUUUGUAAACGAAACCGAUACCACGCCCCCACAUGGUGAUGCCAGGGCAACAUCGAGAUCUCUUCGUCAGGUCAGCGGUGGGUUCUGGACCGUCGGAGGUCGGCUGUCCGUCCAACUUGGGCAAUUACAUGGGAUCAACGCUGGAACUGGAGGGCUCCUUGCCAGCGGGACGAACGCUCCCCUGCACACCGCCACGUUCCUCGACCAGCCGACUCCAGAUGAUAAAACCCUAGGUCAUGAACGGCGCCUUGCCUUGGCUCUGGAAAUCGACCAGGCCAGUCGCAUUCUGCCCCAAGAUUCCGCGACCGAUAGAGAGGUUGCGAACACUUUGGCCGAUCACAGCCCCUUCGUAUGGAGAGAUAAUAGCUGGACUCGAGAUUUGAUACCGCGUGCUUCGGUGACCAAGCCUGAUGCGACACCUCGAAACGAGAAAGCUGUACCCACGGUUCCCUUCAGAGUCCUUGAUGCCCCCAAUCUCAAGGACGACUACUAUUGCUCCAUCUUGGCCUACAGCUACACCUGUCAUACGUUAGCUGUCGCUCUGACGCAGAAGGUUUACCUCUGGACAGAGCAGUACGGGGUGAGAUAUCCUCCACUUCCUCCCGCCCGUCCGGCCAAUUUUGUGACGUCCCUGGCCUUUUCAUCUGACAGGGGAGGGAGAGCCAUCUUGGCGGUCGCGAGGAACAACGGGAAUGUUACCCUCUGGAGCCUGUUGGAAGCCAGACCCAGAUUCGAUGUUCCUCACCCAUGCGCGGCAUCUUGUGUCUCGUUCAGACCAACCGAGACGCCCCGACAGUCGACAACGGGUAUUGGUCUCGCCUUGUGUGAAGACCUCCUGGUGGGUGAUGACGCCGGCAAGAUCUACUAUUACUCACUGGAAUGGCCCGAGUUGGCACAGGGAUCCAUGACGCUUCUGGCGAAAAUCGACGCACACACCCAAAACAUCUGCGGUCUAGCGUGGUCCCCGGAUGGACAGCAAUUUGUUUCAGGAGGUAAUGACAAUCGAGCGCUGUUAUUCGACCCAGAACUCCUACCCGAGACGGCGGAUGAACAUGCAUUCUCUCAGGAGGACCUCGAAUCGGGAACUGUGCGAGCAUUGGCUCGAAAUCAUCAACAAGAAGCUGCAGAGAGCCAAAUGAUAACACCUCCUGACACCCCUGAGAGGGGUGGUGUCGCGGCACAGCAUAGGAACCCAAAUCUGGCGACUCCCCCCAGAGAAGAUCCAACACGCAUCCAUGGGUUGGACACACCGCCACCGACCCCUCUACAGCGAGGCCGCACUCCUACUCGUUCGCCUAGCACCGACCAUCGUUGGACUCCGGGCCGCAAUGGAGCAGCCCUGGGUGACAAUCUCGCGUUGGUUCGGAAUGCUCUUGCGAACCCUGACAUCCCCGGUCACGCGAAUAUGCAUGUUUACUCAUUCUAUCAUUCGGCGGCGGUCAAAGCCAUGGCGUUUGCUCCCUGGCAGCCAAAUCUACUGGCGACCGGAGGAGGGAGCAAUGAUCGUCAAAUACAUUUCUUUCACACAGGCUCUGGUGCACUUCUGGCCUUGAUCAAUGUCUUCUCGCAGGUGACGAGCCUGCCGGAACAUGAAAUCCGGAUCGCGGUCUUCAGCUGGCCAGGUUGUGAGUGUGUAGUGAGUGUCCCCUGGGACCGCAAACAGAAUGGAGAAGUGGGACGCGCAUUGUGGGCGAUCCCAUAUCCAGGAGGGCCGAACGAUGCCAUUCCCAGCCGAAGACAAAGCGAUUCUUCCGACGGGUUUUCGGCCUGGGAAGCGGUCCGGCAGCGAGAGGCCGAAAGGGGGACGGCCAAUCCAGACGUACGACUUCGACGCAGUCUCGCACCUAGUCCUGAGCGUACCGGGGCCACUGCCCGUUCUCGACCGGGUCCUUGGAGCCGACCACGAGAUAGCCACCGACGAGAUCUCCGGGGCGAGGGGGAACCGUGGGCCUCUCGCACGGAGGAGGAAGGCAGUCUGAUCAUUGCAUGCUGUGACCAGACGGUGAAGUUCUUCGAGAUCUGGGCCGGGAAAAGCAAAGGCAAGGGAAGAGGGCUAGGCAAUAAACAUGGCGUGCUGGGCGGAAGUCGUGUCCUGGAAGGGUGGUGUGAGGGCGUCAGCGUGGAUGAGAUCGGAUGCGGAGAGGUCAUCCGCUAG
Molecule: messenger RNA, 2478 nt
Organism: Capronia epimyces CBS 606.96
Lineage: Eukaryota; Fungi; Ascomycota; Eurotiomycetes; Chaetothyriales; Herpotrichiellaceae
Exons: 4
Coding region: 1-2478 (825 amino acids)
Biological process (GO): positive regulation of anaphase-promoting complex-dependent catabolic process; anaphase-promoting complex-dependent catabolic process; positive regulation of ubiquitin protein ligase activity
Cellular component (GO): anaphase-promoting complex
Molecular function (GO): anaphase-promoting complex binding; ubiquitin ligase activator activity; protein binding
Source: RefSeq, a predicted model, not a curated record